Microthlaspi erraticum is the source of this 309-nucleotide messenger RNA. The record is from the annotation of a GenBank genome assembly. Lineage: Eukaryota; Viridiplantae; Streptophyta; Magnoliopsida; Brassicales; Brassicaceae.
AUGCUUCCUUCAAAGGAAGAUAUGAUGGUGGAAACCAAAACCAUGAAGGACACAUUUGAAGCCUUGGGGAUUCCUAAGCGAUUUACACACUGUUUGGGGAUUGACCAAUUUGAGUACUAUGAUUGGUUGGGUUCACAAAUUGGGUGCUCAGGAACAGAGGAAUGGAGGAAAGAGAUGAGUUUGCCUAUUUUCUUGAGGAAGAUGAAACAUCCGGAGAGUUAUAGAGACGAAUGGGAAGAUCAUCACUUGGUUGCUCAAGCUUACCAAGAUUUCUCUUUGUAUAUAUCAACAAAAGAUGAGAUUUUGUAA